This is a messenger RNA of Andrographis paniculata, 1946 nucleotides long. Its product is annotated as chloroplast envelope membrane protein. Gene Ontology annotation, cellular component: membrane. The record is from RefSeq and is a predicted model, not a curated record. NCBI's taxonomy places the organism in Eukaryota, Viridiplantae, Streptophyta, Magnoliopsida, Lamiales, Acanthaceae. Bases 474 to 1793 code for a protein of 439 amino acids. The transcript has 8 exons.
UAUCGAAAAAUUGGAGUAUCAUUAGCGGAUACCCACCAAGGCUGUUACCGAGCAAGCUGUGGAAAGGGGUUGUCGCAAAAACGUCAGCCCAAAACCGUUAUCCGCUCCCGCUUGGCUCUUUCCACCCCAAUAGAUAAACCCACAGAGAAAAAAAUUAUAAAGAAAAAAUAAAGGGUAGAAGAAAAGAGAAGAAAUCGUUAUAUUGUCUGCUAUUUCCUCUCCAGAUUUCGUCGAACAGGAUCAGGUUUCUUCUGCAUUUUGUGCGAUAAUUUUUUUGUUUAUGGGCGCAUUUCAUUUUGCUGAAUUUCACAGCUUUUAUCAUGUGGGUUACUAAAUUAUGUUCUGUGCUGGGAUGCGACGACGCACGUGGUGGGAAUUUCAUGUUAUUUGAUUGAUUGAUAGAAUGGUUUCUUUCUUUGAGCAAGUUUGCAUCUUUACUGCCUUCUGAAGCUGAAAAAUGUGGAAGUUCUUACAUGUUCUUCAUGAGCACUUCAAUGGUCUUAUGUCAGAAUCUAGUUAUAUCCAAGAACUGUAGCUUCGAGAACUCAUUGUUACCCUGCUGCAAUGCAUCUUGUGGUGUGGUUAAAUUGGGCUGUAGGAGGAGAAAAUCUAGGAGCCUGGUUCCUAAAGCUAAGAAAAGGCGGCCGAAGAAGAAAAGUUGGUGGCAGCGGUUCUUUUUUGAUGAGGAUGGAAAUUGGCUUGGUUUGAAAGAUGACUAUGAGGACAUGGUUGACUUGGUGGAAUCAGAGGGGAGCUCUACUGAAGAUGAUUUGACUACUGAGUAUGAGAAAUUCGAGGCCUGGAGAAGAAGAGCUGAAGCUAUUGUAGAAUUGAGAGAAGCACAAGAAGAUGUGAAAAAUGAGGAGGAUAGGAGGUGGGAGGACUGGCUUGUGGAUGGAAGUACUAAUAAUGGUAAUGCCGGUGGUGAUGCAUCGUGGUCCGAAAACAGCCCAAACAGCCUCAUUGAUAAACCUGGAAAUGAUGUAGGAAAGGAAUUUAGUGAGUUCUUUUCUGAGAGAGGAUUGGUUAAGUCGGUAAGGGAUGCAAUUGUAGGUAGAGAAGAUGAUGACAUUCUAUAUGAAGAUCGAGUCUUCCGUUACGCCUCGUACAGUUCGGCUAAAUUUUUGGCAGUACUGAUCAUUGUCCCUUGGGCUUUGGAUUUCUUGGUUCAUGAUUAUGUUCUGAUGCCUUUCCUCGACAGAUAUGUCAAGAAAGUACCACUUGCAGCAGAGCUGCUCGACGUGAGGAGAAGUCAGAAGCUCGAAAUGGUCAAGACUCUAAAUCUUGAAAAAGCACGGUAUCGUCUUGAAGUAGAGAUUGGUAAAUCCCCUCCUCUUUCAGAUGAGGAUCUUUACUCAGAGUUACGCCACAAAGCUUUAGAACUGCGAGAUGAACGGAGAUUAGAGAACCGAAAAGCUUUCGCUAACAUCUGGUCAGACGGGGUCUUCGGGAUCUCAUUAUUCAUGCUUCUAUACUUCUGCCAGAGUCAAGUGGCUUUGCUGAAAUUUACAGGUUACAAACUACUGAACAACAUUACAGACACCGGGAAGGCGUUUCUCAUAAUACUCGUGACAGAUAUUUUUUUAGGAUACCAUUCUGAAUCGGGUUGGCAGACAUUAUUAGAGAUCAUAUUUGAGCACUACGGAUUUGAGGUCGAUUCGUCUGCCAUAACCAUAUUUGUCUGCAUAAUUCCAGUUAUCAUGGAUGCUUGUGUGAAACUAUGGCUGUUCAAGUUUCUCCCGAAACUAUCCCCGAAGGUGUCGAAUAUUUUCCAGGAAAUGAAGAGACAUUAGGACACACACCCCACUUUAGAGGUCGAAAGGAAGACAUCUUCCAUUCUCGUGCGGACCUGUUUCUUCAAUUCUAGAUUCAACCGGAGACCUCAACCAAUUCCAAUCGCUUCAGGGAAAAAGGUUCGCUUUUUCACACUUGCGCGCCGCGGAGAU